Cuscuta campestris is the source of this 1227-nucleotide messenger RNA. Lineage: Eukaryota; Viridiplantae; Streptophyta; Magnoliopsida; Solanales; Convolvulaceae. The record is from the annotation of a GenBank genome assembly.
AGCUACCACUGAGGGAGUCAACAUCCCCAUGGUUGUUACCCAACCAGCAAACUCUGCCUCUGUGAUGUCGUUAGGAUUAACUCACAUCCCCACACCAAGCAUGGCGACGCCAUUCACGGUUCCAAUCCCUUCUGCUGGUCCAAGGGUCACAUUCCCACCAAGCAUGACCCAGUUCAUGAAUGACCCGGCCAACCUACAAGCCAUCCAAGGCUUUGGCCAGGUCAUGGCCAUGUGCAAGCAGAACGGGGGAAUGCCAUUCCUCCAUGGAAUGUUUCCAUUCGCCCUUCCUGGCGCUGGAACAAUGCCCCUGCAAACUCCAAUGACGGACCCACAAAAAGAAGAAAGGAAAAACCAUCCGGCCAACAACUUCUUGAACUCCGCCUUUGAAAGGCUUGGGAAUAAGGAAGAAGGUCAGAGGAAGUCGGCCAAGCUGAGAUUGGGGCAGAGCGUUGCCCAUCAGAUGGAAGCCAAAUUGGAGAGGCUGGAGAACAAAGUGGGGGAGAAGAACGACCGGGAUAAACCCCUUGCCGGGUCCCCGUUCACUUCAAGGGUCCAUCUGACACCCUUCCCACAAAAGGUCAAGAUAGACGCCCUUACUGGGAAGGAAGAUCCAGAAAUUCACCUGGACUCCUUCAAUCAAAGGAGCAUUGAUUCAGUCAACGACUUGUCCUCGAAAUUCAAGGCCAAGUUCCAGGAGAAUUGUACCAAGAGGAAGAAGUUAACCUAUCUCAGUACACCCGGCCAAAGGGAAUCAGAGAAUCUAACUCAAUCCCUUACCCGAUGGACAGAGGAGUUGGACAAGGUGGAGGAAAUGGAUGACAAGAUAGUCUUGUCCCUCUUGUUGAAUGGCUUGCGUGCAGGGGAACUAUACAAAGAGUUCUUUCGUAUGCCACCGGUCACAUACCAAGAAGCCUACCACACGGCUUGGGAGUUUGCGAAAGCUGAAACCCAUCUACGAGCAAAAAAAGAGGCUGAACACAGAUUCAAGCCCAAGCUGGUGCAGAUCAAGAAGGAAGAAGCACCGGGACCCAUCCGGCCAAGGCAUCAUUACGACUCGGUCAUCCGUGUAGUCAAUACAAAAGAAUGCCAAUAAGUGAGGAGAGAAUUUGGUGAUGUUCUUGCCAAUCUCAAAGAAGCAGAACUCAAGGCAACUUUGGCUCAAGCUUCUUAUGAACUACACCCUUCCGAUUCUAACAGGGAGGCAGAUCAUAAAGCUAGAGCUGAACU